AUGUGCUACUUUUAGCAUCAAGCAGCGACUGACCCACUCCUCAUUCAGGAAUGUUGGAGAGCAGGUUGAAGAAUGAGCGCUCUGGUUCUGUAGGAGAGCGACACUGAAGGAGAGGACGAGGAGGAAGAUGGGUGACUGCGUCUGCAGCUAGCGCACACACACACACGCAGUUUGAAGGUGUGAGCAGAGACCUUCCUGAAGAGCCAAACAGGAAAGAAGAGAAAUGAAUCUGAACCACACGACCUCCUUUAUUUCAACUCCAAAUGUAAAACCUGAAUUCCCCAGGUACUACGCCCUCCUGCCUCUUGUUGUACUCGCGCUGAGUGGCUGCAUAGUGGCAGUGGUUUUCUAUAUGAAAAGGAGAUCCCGAUUAGAUGAGCUGCGCCACCAUCUGAUCCCGGUUUACACCUACGACCCCUCGGAGGAACAGGAAGACUGGGGAGAUUAUGACAAAGACGAUGAGGAGGAAGAGCUGGCUGAACCUUUGUACAAGAAUUCACAGCUCUCCUUUGAUAGAACAUGAGCAGGACGGCAAGAAGGAGGGUUUCAACUAGGAAAUUAAAUCUUAUUUUACUAAUUAUGGUGCAAAGGCCUGAUUGACAAUGCAACAAAUCAUUAAAACCCACCAGCUGCUGCUGCAUUGAUCAAUGUGCUGGAUUUGCCACCAGAUGGCGCCACAGUCUUGAUUUUUGCCUCAGAAAUGUUUUUAUUUUGUCUUUUUUUUCUUACGGGACUGUACAGAUUUUUUUGUUGCUUUUAGUCAAAGUAGUGACUAAGAUGUAGUUUUACAUGAAUAAACUGAGAAGUGCAAUCUGG
Poecilia reticulata (guppy) is the source of this 816-nucleotide messenger RNA. RefSeq names its product small integral membrane protein 29-like. Lineage: Eukaryota; Metazoa; Chordata; Actinopteri; Cyprinodontiformes; Poeciliidae. The record is from RefSeq and is a predicted model, not a curated record.